Molecule: messenger RNA, 2049 nt
Organism: Pimephales promelas (fathead minnow)
Lineage: Eukaryota; Metazoa; Chordata; Actinopteri; Cypriniformes; Leuciscidae
Gene: pold3
Product: polymerase (DNA-directed), delta 3, accessory subunit
Biological process (GO): DNA replication; DNA strand elongation involved in DNA replication; nucleotide-excision repair, DNA gap filling
Cellular component (GO): delta DNA polymerase complex; nucleus
Molecular function (GO): DNA-directed DNA polymerase activity
Source: RefSeq, a predicted model, not a curated record
ACCGGAAGUAAAUACGGUUCGGCAGCAGUUCCCGCGUUUGGCAGAUUUUUCAAUCACAACUUGGACGUUGAUUCAGCAGCCAGUCAUUCCGGAUAUGGAUGACCUGUAUUUAGACAAUAUUGAUGAAUUUGUGAAUGAUCAAAAUAAGAUCGUCACUUACAAAUGGCUCAGUUUAACUCUUGGAGUCCACGUGAACACAGCAAAACAAAUGUUGUAUCAUUACUUGGACCAGAAACGCAGGGAAAGUUCAGGGACUCCCCUUCAUGCCACCUACCUUGUAUCUGGGAAGUUAGUUGAGAAUGGUAGUACGUGCCAUAAAGUGUCAGUAGUGCGUGAGGACAAGCUUGAAGCUGUUAAAGCAAAGAUGGAUGUGACAUUCAGUGUGCAUGUCUACAGUGUGCAGAGAGCGGAGCUGAAGGAUAGUUCUCCACUUUACAGUACAGAUUAUGAUGCUGUUAAGGAGAACCUAAAAAACUGCAACAAGUACAGUGCUAUACGCUGUGCUGCGGCAGUCCCCAUGUCAUCUGUAGAACUGCAGAGAGCUCAGGAGGUGGCUUUGGUCCCUCCAGUGGAGAAGGAAAUCGAUAAACCUCGCAUAAAUGAAAACACUUCUGCUACCUCAAAAGCUAGUGCUAAGCAGCCAGCAGGCAUCAUGGGAAUGUUUGCAAGUAAAAAUGCUUCUAAGAGUCAAGAAUCCAGCAAGGAAGUGAAAACAGAGCAGAAAGAUGAUUCUUCCCUGGUUGAAACCUCAAAAACCAAACCGGCCUCCAAAGCGAACCCUAUGAGUAACUUCUUUGGGAAGCCUGCCCAAAAAAAGGUAGAUGAAAAACCCAACAAAAACAACAAAAGCAUCAAAGAGGAGACCGACGGUCACUCUGCAACAUCGAGUACUGCAAGUGUGAAACAGCCGUCUCCCAAAUCGGAGUAUGCCGUUAAAGAGGAACAAUCUAAGGAGUCCAGUGCUUUGAAAGUUGAAUCAAAAGACACUCGGAAUAGAUCAAAGCGUUCUGAGGUUGUGGACAGUGAUGAUGAGAAAAUGGAGAAGCAGCUGAAAAAAAGACGGCGUAUAAAGAAACCCCAGCCAGACAGCAGUGAUGAUGAAGUUGUGCCAGAUUCUCCACCUGUGCCAACCAAACAGGCUCCCAGUCCCAAAAAACAAGUGAAGAAGGAGCCUGUUUCACACCAAGAGAUCUCAGAGGUGAAGAGGAGGAAAAGAAGGCGUGUUUUGAAGUCUCACACGUUUGUUGAUGAAGAGGGUUCCUUUGUGACCGAGAAGGGUUAUGUGAGUGAGUCUUACUCUGAGAGUGAAGAGGAGCCUGAACCCAAAAGUCAAGCCAAGGACUCAAGUUCACUCAAGCAGUCAUUUGGAAAAAAGGAGGAAGAGAAAAAAGAAAAGAGUCAGAAGAAGACCUCUGCCACUAACAAAUCUACAAAACAGCCAUCCAUUAUGGGAUUUUUCCAGAAGAAAUGAUUUAUUUUUCUCAUUCUUUCAUGGACUUUUAAAGGAAUAGUUCACCUGUAAAUGAAAAUUGUAGUUAACUACUCACCUUCAUGUUGUUCCUAUAUGUAUAUAAAAUAACAAGAGUGAAGAAAUGACAAUUUUCAUUUUUGGGUGAACUAUAUUCCUUUAAACCACUUCAUUUUUAGCUGUGACUUUCCUAUGAACCACAUAGUUCAUGAUGUUUGUCACUGAAAGGCCCCUCAUAGACAAUCUCGCUUGUCACUCAAAGGCCCCUCAUAGACAUUGACAUGGAGUGGAUAUGAACAACAUUGAUGUGCUGACUAUCACUUAACUACAUGCUGGAUGUCCUUACCGAAAUCAUUUGGCCAACCUCCAUUACUUGACUAUUUCUUUACAAAUUCAUGUUCCAUAGGUUUAUUUGGUCAUUGACUGGACAUUUUCUAGAAUGUUGCUGGAUAAUAAAUAAAAGUUUGAAAUAAUUUUUCUUUUUGUUUGGAUUAAUAUUCUCGUAAAAGAAAUGAGUGCUUUAGCCAGAGAUUUCAUGAGUUAUUAAGUCCAUUAAAAAGCUGUUCAAUGGUCAAGAAAAA